Molecule: messenger RNA, 4383 nt
Organism: Penicillium pulvis
Lineage: Eukaryota; Fungi; Ascomycota; Eurotiomycetes; Eurotiales; Aspergillaceae
Gene: smc4
Product: condensin subunit SMC4
Exons: 4
Coding region: 1-4383 (1460 amino acids)
Biological process (GO): mitotic chromosome condensation
Cellular component (GO): chromosome
Molecular function (GO): ATP hydrolysis activity; ATP binding; protein binding
Source: RefSeq, a predicted model, not a curated record
AUGGCUUCACUUACACAGGGUCGGCCCUCUCGCCGCUCAGCUUCCCGCAGGAGUUACGCUAUCGAAGAGACGUCCGAAUCAGAGGAUGCUGGCAAUGUGACACCCACGGCUUCGACGCAUGAUGAUGACGAUGAGGAAGAGGAAGAGGAGGAUUACACCCCAGUCCCCAGGAAGACAAAACGAGUGUCGCGGAGCCAUGUCAAGGCUGAGCCAUCGACGCCCUCUACUGCGCGGCCGGCGCGCAAAUCUCGGCCAUCGGUGGCAGACGACUCAGACGCAUCGCAGGUCACCGACACGGACGAAAACGACGAAAAUGAUGAAGGAGCCAGCCUGGUAUCUGUGGAGGCUGAUCCCGAAUCUCCUUCCAAUAACGCAGCAUUGAAGAGAAAGAGUAUUGAGGCUGUGGACGCGGAUCCCAAUUCGCCGUCCAACCAGGCGGCAUUGAAAAGACAUAGUAUGUCUCAUCCCCGCAAGAGCCGUGGCUCAACUACGUCUAUGUCGGUCAAGGGCUCACUUCCCACUCCAGAGCCAUCCGCAUCGCCAGAACCUGAAGCGCGAGCUCAUCGGGAAAGUGUACCGCCUCUGUCCGACAUUACCGAAUCCGCCGUCAACCAGUCCCCAUCGAAACAGCCGGAAGAGCCCAAAUCCCAGGUCUCUUACAUCAAUCCCAACUCUACAGUAUUGGAAAAGCCUAUGGAUAUAGUCAUGAAAUCGAGAAAUGUGGCUGCUCCAGCCCCGGAGGAGCCUGCAGAGGCCAAGCCUCGGAUGAUCAUCCAGAAUUUGAUUUUGACCAACUUCAAGAGUUAUGCUGGACAGCAGAUUGUUGGUCCAUUCCAUGCAUCCUUCUCAUCCGUGGUUGGACCAAACGGAUCGGGAAAGUCCAACGUUAUUGAUUCCCUUCUUUUUGUGUUUGGCUUCCGUGCUAGCAAGAUGCGACAGGGCAAAAUCUCGGCCUUGAUUCACAAUUCAGCUCAGCACCCCAACCUACCUUUCUGCGAAGUAGAGGUCCACUUCGAGCAAGUUCUCGACCUGCCAGACGGCGGCCACGAAGUCAUCCCAGAUUCCCACUUGGUUAUUUCUCGACGCGCAUUCAAGAACAACAGCAGCAAAUACUACAUGAACAAAAAGGAGACAAACUUUACUGCGGUCACCACCUUCCUCCGUGACCGCGGCAUUGAUCUUGAUCACAAGCGGUUCUUGAUCUUACAAGGUGAAGUCGAGUCCAUUGCCCAGAUGAAAGCGAAAGCCACCGGCGAGCAUGACGAAGGUCUUCUCGAAUAUCUGGAAGACAUCAUUGGAACUUCAAAGUACAAGACUCCGAUCGACGAGGCAGCCACCGAGUUGGAGUCUAUGAACGACGUGUGCGCGGAGAAGAACAAUCGAGUGCAACACGUCGAGAAAGAGAAGACUGCGCUCGAGGACAAGAAGAACAAGGCUCUGGCGUACAUUCGAGACGAAAACGAGUUAUCUGAAAAGCAAUCAGCGCUCUACCAGAUCUACAUCGAUGAGUGUGCAGAUAAUGUCCGCGUCACCGAGGAAGCAAUCCUCCAGAUGCAGGAGCUCUUAAACAUGGAGCUCGAGAAGCACGAAGGAAACGAAUCGGGCAUCAAGGAACUUGAGAAAGCCUACAAGCGUGGAGUCCGGGAAUACGAGACCAUGGAGAAAGAAGCGCAGGGCUUGCUAAAGGAAAUGGCCAAGUACGACAAGGAAUCAGUCAAAUUCGAGGAGAAGAAAAAAUUCUUGGUUGGCAAGCAGAAGAAGCUCGAAAAGACCAUGCAAACAAGCCGUCUGGCUGCUUCUGAGUGUCAGAGUUUGGUCGAAAAGUUCAGUGACGACAUCGAGAAAAAGACUAGAGAGACUACUGAGUUCGAAAAGGAGAUGAAGUCAGAGGAGGAAGAGCUGAACUCUAUUCGUGAAAGUCUCAAAGGAAAGACUCAAGGCCUCUCUGACCAAAUCGCCACGAAACAGAAGUCUCUCGAGCCUUGGAACGAGAAGAUCAACAAGAAGCAAUCUGCCGUCGCUGUCGCCCAGAGUGAGCUGGAUAUUCUUCGCGAGCGGAGCAAUGCUGGUGCCGUUCUGCUCGAGGAAGCACAUGGCAAGAUCGCCUCCAUCGAGGAGACGUUGCAGAGCAAGCAAACCGAUCUUGAGGAACGUCAAGCUCAAAAGGAAACCCUGGAAGGCGAGGUGGAGAAGCUGAAGCACGACCUGAAAAAGUACGUCGCCCGUGAACCCGAGGUUCGUUCGCAUGUCUCAAGUGCUCGUCAGAAGGCAGACGAAGCACGAGUCAGCCUUGCAAGUACCCAGAACCGUGGAAGUGUUUUGACAGGAUUGAUGCGACUCAAGGAAUCUGGUCGCAUUGAUGGAUUUCACGGCCGUCUGGGUAACUUGGGUACUAUCGAUGAGAAGUAUGAUGUCGCCAUUUCUACCGCCUGCCCAGCUCUCGACAAUAUGGUCGUGGAGACCGUGGAGGUCGGCCAACACUGUAUCGAUUAUCUGCGCAAGAACAACCUUGGUCGCGCCAACUUCAUUCUCCUGGACCGUUUGCCUCGCCGUGAUAUGUCCUCCAUUUACACACCGGAAAGCGUUCCCCGGCUCUUUGACCUUGUUCAGCCCAAGGACCCGAAGUUUGCACCAGCUUUUUACAGUGUCAUGCAGAACACAUUGGUUGCCAAGGACCUUGAACAAGCAAACCGUAUCGCUUAUGGUGCUCGACGUUGGCGUGUAGUCACAUUGGAUGGACAACUCAUUGACGUGUCUGGAACAAUGAGUGGUGGUGGUACUCGUGUCGCACGGGGUGGUAUGUCCUCAAAGCAAGUCGCAGAUACCACCAAGGAACAGGUCACCCGCCUGGAAGCAGACCUCGAGGAGUUGGAACGUAAAUUCCAAGCCUUCUCGGAAAAGCAGAGAAAUGUUGAAUCUCAGAUUCGUGAGAAGUCUGACGAGAUCCCGCGGGUCGAGACCAAGAUUCAGAAGAUCCUGAUCGAGAUCGACAGUUCUAAGCGCAGCCUUGCAGAUGCUCAGCGACGAGUGAAAGAGAUUAGUGCGGAGCACAAACCAUCCAAGACCGAUGCCACACAGGCGACUACUCUCGAAAAGCAAAUCGAAGCCAUUAAUGACGAGAUCGAAGAUCUGAACAGUCAGAAGAGUGGUAUCGAGGAAGAGAUCCAGACCUUACAAAACAAGAUCAUGGAAGUCGGUGGUGUGCGUCUUCGUGGACAGAGAGCCAAGGUUGAUGGCUUGAAGGAACAAAUUGGCUUGUUGGCCGAUGAAAUUUCCAAUGCCGAAGUACAAAAGUCUAAGAACGAGAAGCUUAUCACAAAGCACUCCAAGGCUCGUGAUGGAGCAGAAAAGGAGCUCAACCAAAUCGCUGAAGACUUGGAAAAGCUAGAGGAGGAUGUUGAAAAACAAGCAAAUGAUGCUUCUGGCUGGAGACAAAAGGCCGACGAGGCUGAAUUGGCCCUUGAGACGAAGAAGGAAGAGCUUAAGGCUCUGAAGGAUGAACUCGACGAGAAGGUGGCCGAGCUCAACGCGACACGGGCCACUGAGAUCGAAAUGCGCAACAAGCUGGAGGAGAACCAAAAGGCUCUCUCAGAAAACCAAAAGCGCAGUCGUUACUGGGAAGAGAAGCUUGCGAAGCUUUCCUUGCAGAACGUCAGUGACUUGGGUGAAGAGCAAGAAUCUACUGAACUCCAGAUGUACACCAAGGACGAGUUGGACGCGAUGAACAAGGAGUCAUUGAAAGCAGUCAUUGUAGCAUUGGAAGAGAAGGUUCAGAACGCCUCUGUUGAUCUGGCUGUCAUCGAAGAGUACCGUCGCCGCGCUGCUGAGCAUGAAUCGCGUUCUGCAGACUUGGCCACGGCUUUGGCAUCCCGGGACGGCGCAAAGGCUCGCCUUGACGGUCUUCGGUCCGCUCGUUUGAAUGGUUUCAUGGAAGGAUUCGGUAUCAUUUCUCUUCGUCUGAAGGAGAUGUACCAGAUGAUCACCAUGGGUGGUAAUGCCGAGCUGGAGCUUGUUGACUCACUGGAUCCUUUCUCAGAGGGUAUUCUUUUCUCUGUCAUGCCACCAAAGAAGAGUUGGAAGAACAUUGGAAACCUGUCUGGUGGUGAGAAGACACUAUCCAGUUUGGCCCUUGUGUUUGCGCUUCACCAUUACAAGCCUACCCCACUUUACGUUAUGGACGAGAUUGAUGCUGCCUUGGAUUUCCGAAAUGUUUCUAUCGUUGCUUCUUAUAUCAAAGAGCGAACAAAGAAUGCUCAGUUCAUUGUCAUUUCUUUGAGAAACAACAUGUUCGAACUUGCUUCUAGGCUUGUCGGAGUUUACAAGGUCAACCAUAUGACCAAGAGUGUUACAAUCGAGAACAGAGACUACAUUGAGGGCCGGUAA